AUGGCGACCGGCAUUGAGAUUGCUGGCCUUGUGCUAGGAGCAUUUCCAAUUAUUUUGAGCUGCCUUGACUAUUACCGUGAAGGCAUGGAGCCGUUAGAGGAGUGGUGGAGCUUUCGCACGCAUUUCAUUGAGUUUGUCGACAGCAUCAAUCAUCAGAUGAUGGAAUACCAAGAGAAUAUGACCCGUUUGCUCGACCCGAUCAUCGCAGAUAACGACGCCCUUGCUGCUUUGAUAAGGGACUCAACGGACACCCGGUGGAGUGAUGGCACCCUAGACGACCCCUUGGAGCGGCGCCUAGCUGGCGAGUGCGACAGGUUCUUCCGGAUUGUCGAAAGGAUGGAAAAAGUAGUGAAAGACUUGAAACACCUCUUGCAGAUUGAUGGCGAUCGUUUACCAAGUAUUGGCCCAGCGCAGCAGACAUCGUGGGAGUGGCAGUUGAAACGCAUAAGGAUCAGCUUCUCUAAAGGGAAAUACAAAAAGGUCCGGAAGCUCGCGGGUCACAAUCGGGAACUGCAAGAGAUUCUCGGCUACAGCGAACGAAUUAUUCACAUUACAGACAAACGAACAUCGUCAGCACCAGUUACUCUCUUCGACAAGGUCCGUCGACACGCUUGUUCCGUGCAUAAUAUCCUCAGCCAGCGUUGGAAGUGCCAGAGCCAGAAAUGCCAGCCUCACCAGGCCCACCUCAGCAUAUGUGUCACAACCAAAGAGAUAAGUCUGAGCAUACUUUUCGUUAUUGGGGGCGAGCAGGGUCCGCCACAAGAUCCGCCCAAAAAGCAGGAAGUGGUGAUACAGCCAUCUUCAACUGUCUCUUCAGAAGCCUCAUCAGCGCCAAUCAGCUACGUUCAUCAAGCUACCUGUUUUACGGCUGUGCAGGAGAAGUUCGAGGAAACAGCAGUGAAACACACGCCCAAGCUCAGCAAGUUAGUUAGGAUGCUCAAGAAGACACCUCUGGAGCCAUCCUCUUCCGGAAGCAACAUCCUGUCACAAGCCAGGAGAAAGAACGUUGCCUUUGCCCCUUCGGUCCCUGUAAUACGGAUCAACAAAGAUGAAAUCCAGCCGGGGCACUCUCUUUUCUCCCCGCCCCCGCUGAUCCAAGAUAUCUGCUCAUUUUUGCAGGCCGAUCAAACAUUCAAAAUCGGCAUCAUUGAGGACGAGUCAGAUCUCCAUUUAAAACUUUCUAAGUCGUUCGUUGGUCCAGCAGCUGUAGCAUUAGAUACAGCAAAGCUUUUUCCUCUUCCUGAGCUUCUAAACGCCCAUCACAGGGCCGAGAUUGUCAUUCCCAGACAAGACCGAUUCGCCAUGGCCUCUCACAUCGCCUCAGCGCUGCUACAGGUACAUACGUCUCCGUGGCUGUCCAGGAGGUGGUCCAAACGUGACUUCUCUUUCAUUAUAGACUCCGGACGUCUCUGUAACAAUUAUCCUUAUGUCUCUGAAACCUUUUUCUCAGAGAUAACAGAUGUGCGUGGGUCAGCGAAGGACACUACCACCCUUGCCGGUCAUUCCUUCCCAGAAGAGACGCGGUCCUGUCUCUUUACUGUUGGAGUGAUAAUCCUUGAGCUUGUCUUUGGACAGAACAUCGAAUCUUGCAGCUUUCGCAAAUACUACUAUGGGCCGGACAACAUGCCAAACGACCAAACGGAUAUCAGCACCGCACGUCGAUGGGCAAAAAAUGUCCUCGGGGAGUGUGGAGCAGAUAUUGACGAUGUGGUCAGGCGAUGCCUAGAUUGUUCCUUUGGGCCCAAGCCAAGCUUUACUGAUGUGAGAUUCAAAGAGGCUGUUUAUGAGGGUGUGAUUAAGCCGUUGGUGGAUUAUUCUAAGGUGUGGCCGGAGGUUGUACCUUUGUCAUGA
Molecule: messenger RNA, 1851 nt
Organism: Aspergillus nomiae NRRL 13137
Lineage: Eukaryota; Fungi; Ascomycota; Eurotiomycetes; Eurotiales; Aspergillaceae
Exons: 2
Coding region: 1-1851 (616 amino acids)
Source: RefSeq, a predicted model, not a curated record